GAUACCGUCAUCGUUCGCACGCAGAAUGGUCAAGACCCUAUUGUUGACGUAAAUCUGGUCCAACAUGUAACCGAGCAGUCUGUUGUUAUGAAACGUUGCCACGACUACCUGCACUUCACGAAAGACUGCGGGACCUGGGAGGAAGCUGUCUGCACAAUCAACUGCAGCGCCAGCGUCUCCGAUGUAGACCUCCGUCCCCCCCCCACCGUGAACGCCACACGGAUCUGCUUCACCGAGGACUGGUGCGUGACGCAGCUAACCCUCGGCCUGUGGUGCGGCGGCGUCCUCCUUCUUCUUCUUGCCGUCUCGGGGGGGCUGUCCUGGACAUACCGCAAAUACAGGAGACGUCCCGCUGCAGAGGACAGCGUUGCAUACACUCCUGCAAAAACCCAGAUGGUAUAAUAUAGAAUAUAUAAUAUAUAAUAUAGAAUAUAUUAUGAAAUCGUUGAGCUACUAAACAGAGGCUGGAUGAAAACUACCUCGUCUAAAUGUGAUGAUGUGUUACGUAUGUAUUGGAAGGACUAAUAUAUAUUAAUAAUAGUACAUCAUUGUAAAUGGAUAUGUCUUAAUGUUAUAUCUUUAUGAUAUAUAAUGAUAGUUAUGAUAUUAAAUAAUAUUAGAUUAUAUAUUUUAUGACUAAUAGAGCUUCAGAGAAUGGAAGAGGAAAUAUAUACUAUGUUUUAUAAGAGGAGUUUUAAAGGUUUUCAGGGGGGUUCUUCCAAGGUCCAGGAGCCCAAAUAGAGACGUCCAGGUGUUUCCAGACGUUUGUGGAACACAUCAGGAUGUAAACAGAAACAAAGGAAAUGAUUUCCUGUUUUUAAAAUGGUGCUUUUGAUGCAGGAAUUAUGAGACUUUGUCUUCAUUUUGUUAAACGAGCUGCAGCGUCCGUCCAGUCUGUGGUUAGACCAGGACGGACCCUUCUGGGUUCAGGGCCAAAUACCGAGCCCCCCCAGAAGAUGGUUUUAGCCGUUUAAGGGCAGCUUAACCCCCGAGGUUAACGUUGUCCUCAUGUUGUCCUCAUGUUGUCCCCAUGUUGUCCCCAUGUUGUCCUCAUGUUGUCCUCAUGUUGCCCUCAUGUUGCCCUCAUGUUGUCCUCAUGUUGUCCUCAUGUUGCCCUCAUGUUGCC
Messenger RNA from Etheostoma spectabile (orangethroat darter), 1126 nucleotides. RefSeq lists its product as uncharacterized. NCBI's taxonomy places the organism in Eukaryota, Metazoa, Chordata, Actinopteri, Perciformes, Percidae. The record is from RefSeq and is a predicted model, not a curated record.